GUAUUAGAGAGGGACACUUUGUUUUGAACAUGCGCUGCUGACUCAACAUCGCCGGCUUAACCGAAGUUCAUUGACAACGAAGCGCAGCUCAGCAUAUUCGCACACUAGGCUCGUGCAAAAAGUAACGUCUAUCCAUCGAUUUAGUCUCUUAACUGCGUGAGUAUAAAAAGUGUAUUCGAAAGCGGUGUAGUUCAACAGUUAAUAGUUUUGCUAGUUCAAAUCAAUAUGGAUUAUUUAUUCGUGACAGAUUUCAAACCGACUACAGAACCGAACAGCCUGUGGCAAAUUGAUAAACAUGUCGAUUUAGCUGGCUACAAAAAAGAAGAAGACGAUAUUGAUGACGACUUUGUUUUGAAAUUCUCGACUGAUGAAUCUGAUUGUGAAGAUGAUGCUACGCAUAGCAGUGACAAUAAUUAUAACAGUCCUCCGGUGUCAGAAUAUUUAGCCAAGAACUGCAAUGACAGUUCAUCGAUGCAAAAUAAAACGAGAUCAAUGACUUACACCUUGCGUGACGAUGAUAAAAUUACCAACACUACUCGCGGUGCUACACGGAGAAAUGUGAAAAGCAAAGUGAUGAAAAAUCAAAAAUCCGUACUAGAUUAUUUCCGUCAACGCUAUACUCCUGAUGACGACCAGGUUGCAGAUGAAAUUAAAAAAGAUCCAAAUCCCGAUGUGAGGUUAGCAACUCAAAAAUUAAUACGUCAAUUGCUGAGUGCAAGAGUAAUUUUAGAACGGCUGCCAGACUCACUUACGGUAAAAAACGGUAAACCCAGUGAUAACGACUGUCAAGAGUAUCAAGGUAUACAGACCAAGCGCUACUGCGCUGGCUGCGAUCGAACAUUUCUCAAGCGCGGCCGCUGUCUUGUUUGCAAUUCGGUGCUAAAAUACGAAUGUGCCAAAUGUGGCAACCGAUGCUCAUCUUAUAAUAAGCACAGAUAUCACCUAGAAUUGAAGUGCUUCAACCGAGCUCUCCAUCAAUGCCCCUACUGCAACUACUCGAGCUUAAUGAGAAGUUGCCUUAGAAAGCAUAUCAAAUCCAUUCACGUCAAAUCGAAUAAUGGUUUAAAAUCAAAGUCGUACUUUUGUCAUUAUUGUGACGACGAAUUCUCUGUUUGGUGGGAGUACUUAAGACACAAACAAGUGUGUAAUCAGACAGAUCCUAAAGUUGCAGACGACAGCAGAAAGCGCAAAUUAAGUUCUUGCGAUUUUUCAGAUGUAAAUGCUUGUAAAAAAUCGAGACUCGACGUUGCAUAUCCGGAAACGCUGAAACGCAUAAAAGUCAUCUGUCCUAAAUGCGCGAAGACGAAAGUUAUCCAGGAUAGCAUACUCCAUCGUAUAUGUUGGGAUCGUAGAUGCAGAUCUGCCUUGUGCUACGAGUGCACAGCUUGCGGAAAACAGUAUCACUCGCCUGUUGGCAUUAAACGGCACAUGGAGAGCGACUGUCCGAGUACUGAUCCGCCGCGAAAUAAGAUACAGUGUACCAAAUGCGCUUACGUUUCUUCUAACAUGGUAAAGAUGUAUUCCCACAUGAGGUACAGUCACCCUCCGGACGAUCAAAAUGUCGAGUUUUCAUGUAAAAUCUGUAACAAAAAGUUCACUACCAAAAACAAGUUGAGUAGUCAUCUGUAUUAUUGCAAAAGGAUUCUGUUAUAUGUAUACAACUGCGAACUAUGCGAGUUCCGGACUAAGUACUCGGCAAGCAUAAAGAUCCAUUGUAAGCGGAUUCAUUCGAUUGUGAAAUACAAUGUGUCAAAUGUCUGAGAAUAUCGGUAUUUUUCGUUAUUACUUGGACGUAACGUCGUUGUGAAAAUUCGUAGCGAUAAUUGAUUGGUCCACCCUAUGAUGGGAUUUUUAAUUAUUUAAUUUUAUUCAAAUUAAGCUUUAUAUUAUAUAAUGAGAAGUAUUAUUUAAAAUGCAUAAGUGUAUCAAAUAUUUUAUACAUACCUGACAGGAGGCAAACACUAUUCGAAUUUAAUAUUUUAUAUGUAAAGCUUUUCAUUCGAUAAUAAAGGAUAAUGUACUAUUACCUA
Molecule: messenger RNA, 2030 nt
Organism: Nasonia vitripennis (jewel wasp)
Lineage: Eukaryota; Metazoa; Arthropoda; Insecta; Hymenoptera; Pteromalidae
Product: zinc finger Y-chromosomal protein-like
Exons: 7
Coding region: 226-1761 (511 amino acids)
Biological process (GO): regulation of transcription by RNA polymerase II
Cellular component (GO): chromosome
Molecular function (GO): chromatin insulator sequence binding
Source: RefSeq, a predicted model, not a curated record